AUGAAUCGAUCGAGAUUGAUAGAAGAGCAAAUAAACGGGGAAGUCCGUGAGCUACUCGAUCGACCGUGGUGGCGCCGAACGUGGAUCAUCCAAGAAGUUGUGUUGGCAAAGAACAUCCAGAUAAUAUGUGGCGAGGAUAUCAUCACGUGGGAUGCAGUGGCAUCUCUGUUCAAACGGCUAAAAUGGACACAGGGUGAGGUUCGGGUAUUCGAUGUCAAGCUGAGUGAUCGAAACAUAUUUCCUGAUCAGAUGUACAACCUUAUCUCUGGAUAUCAUCAGAAAUGGCAUUCGAACGAUAGGAGGCUCGACCUUUUGGACGUGCUAUACCAGUUCAGAACGUUAGAAUGCACAGUUGCGCAUGACAGGAUUUAUGGGUUCUUGGGAAUUGUGCAUCCUAAUGUGGCUACAAAGAUAAGCCCGGAUUAUCAUCUCGAUGCACCACAGGUGUACCGUGACUUCGCAAGAACCAUGAUUCAAGUUACAGGCAACCUACAUGUGCUGAACUGUACAAGACACUGGUCAGGCGUUGAAAAUGGCGCUCAGCAGCAAAAGGCAUACAGCGUCCUGGAGCAGUCGAGAUACUACGACAUCCAGGCUCAAAUCUUCGAUGGACCAGAUAAGACUCCGAGAAGAGGCUGUGCGAGACUGCCUGAUGGCUGGGAGAGAAUACCGCACAAGGAGAAGCCUCUGUUUCGGGACAAUAAGGAUAGGAACAAACAGUCUACUGAAUUGAGUCCAUUAGAGAGCCAGCAAGCUGCGAGAGCUGAGCAUUAUAUCAAGCAAAGAGAACUCUCACCGGGAUGGUCUAAGAUCUGGGACAACCUUGGCCGUGCAAAGGUUGUGUAUGGAGCCGGAGAGACGGCGAGAGAGCACAAACUGCGAAAUGAAAGAGAGCUUCUCCGACAGAGGCUUUCCAGAUUACCCUCAUGGGUUGCCAACUGGGAAUGUCCAACUCGAUGGGACCCUAAGCCACUGAUCAAUUUUUCGCUAUCACAGCCUCGAUAUUUCGCAUCCGGAAACACUACUGCGGCACUACAUAUUGGCUCCAACCCACGGGUUCUGUCUCUCAAGGGGCAGAUAAUUGAUGAAAUCAGGCAACUCGGACCCGUAUGGCAUCCUGAACUUGACAGGCCCCCUAUCUCCAGGAAAGGCAUCAACGCUCUUGUUGAGUGGGAAAGUCUUGCCCUGAUUGAGCUUCCAGACUGCCCUUACGGCGGCGCUGAGGGUCGCACCAACGCCCUAUGGAGAACAAUGAUAGCUGAUUAUGCAGGUACAGAAGCUGCUGACAGUAAUGACUGGGCUUACAUCGAGACGUGGUAUGACCGAACUGGAUGGGGUCGUGAGCUCCCAGAUAUGGCAUCAAGGGGAGUAUAUGAGACAGUCACACUUGAGGUGCGCAUCGCACAUUGUUGGUGA
Messenger RNA from Fusarium musae, 1416 nucleotides. RefSeq lists its product as uncharacterized. Bases 1 to 1416 code for a protein of 471 amino acids. NCBI's taxonomy places the organism in Eukaryota, Fungi, Ascomycota, Sordariomycetes, Hypocreales, Nectriaceae. The transcript has a single exon. The record is from RefSeq and is a predicted model, not a curated record.